Molecule: messenger RNA, 748 nt
Organism: Drosophila innubila
Lineage: Eukaryota; Metazoa; Arthropoda; Insecta; Diptera; Drosophilidae
Product: probable proteasome subunit beta type-2
Exons: 2
Coding region: 73-726 (217 amino acids)
Biological process (GO): proteasomal protein catabolic process
Cellular component (GO): proteasome core complex; cytosol; nucleus
Molecular function (GO): peptidase activity
Source: RefSeq, a predicted model, not a curated record
UUUUAUUCAAAUAUAAUUUAUGGAUUACACCUAACAUUUUGAAAGGGUAAAUUAUCUAAAUUAAAGGUAACGAUGGCAAUGGAAACGAUUUUGGGCAUUAAGGGAUCGGAUUUUGUGAUGUUGGCUUGCGAUACAAUGCAGGCCAAGUCUGUCAUAUUUAUGAAAGAUGAUCAAUCGAAAAUUCAUCGUCUGUCGGAAUUCUCAAUGUUGGCAGCAAUCGGUGAUGGUGGCGAUACCCUUCAGUUUACCGACUAUAUAGCUAAGCAUUUGCAACUAUAUAAGAUAAACCAUGGUUAUCAUUUGAGUCCACGUGCUGCAGCGCAUUUUACCCGCAAGAAUUUAGCAGAUUAUAUUCGCACAAAUACGAGAUAUCAGGUGUCAAUGUUAAUGGCUGGAUACGAUGAGGUUGAGGGACCCGAUCUCCAUUAUAUCGACUCCUUUGGAGCUGCUCAGUCAAUAAAUCAUGCUGGACAUGGCAUGGGCAGUUUAUUUUGUGGCAGCAUCUUUCAGCGAUAUUGGAGAGAGAACCUCAAACAGUCCGAGGCCUAUAAUAUACUCAAGAUGUGUAUUACCGAGGUGCAAAAGCGUUUGGUCAUCAAUUUGCGCAAUUUUGAUGUGUUUGUUGUGGAUAAAAAUGGAACACGUCAAUUGCAGUCCAUAAAUCCAGCUUCUUACGAUGCCGAAGCUUUAAUUAUAUCACUCUCAUCUGCUGUUAAAACAACGUAAAAAACAUUCAUUGAAAAUUCAU